Messenger RNA from Pteronotus mesoamericanus, 354 nucleotides. RefSeq names its product 40S ribosomal protein S15a-like. Bases 1 to 354 code for a protein of 117 amino acids. The transcript has a single exon. Gene Ontology annotation, cellular component: cytosolic small ribosomal subunit; ribosome. The record is from RefSeq and is a predicted model, not a curated record. Gene Ontology annotation, molecular function: structural constituent of ribosome. Lineage: Eukaryota; Metazoa; Chordata; Mammalia; Chiroptera; Mormoopidae. Gene Ontology annotation, biological process: translation.
AUGCAACACUUGCAUGUCCUGGCUGAUGCUCUCACGAGUAUCAACAGUGCCGAAAAGAGAGACAAACGCCAAGUUCUUAUAAGGCCAUGCUCCAAAGCCAUCAUCCGGUUUCCAGCUGUGAUGAUGAAGUGCAGUUACAUUGGUGAAUUUGAAAUUAUGGAUGACCACAGAGCUGGGAAAAUUGCUGUGAACGUCACAGGCAGGUUAAACAAGUGUGGACUAAUCGUUCCCAGAUUUGAGGGGCAACUUGAAGAGCUAAUAAAGUGGCAGAAAAACCUGCUUCCAUCCCAUCAGUUUGGUUUCAUGGUAUUGACAACCUUAGUGGACAUCAUGGACCAUGAAGAAGCCAGAUGA